Molecule: messenger RNA, 1002 nt
Organism: Clonostachys byssicola
Lineage: Eukaryota; Fungi; Ascomycota; Sordariomycetes; Hypocreales; Bionectriaceae
Source: the annotation of a GenBank genome assembly
AUGUCGAUACCCAAGCCUGAGAUACUCGCACAUCACCUUUGUAAUCCUCUAUACCACCAUCCUCUUCUACGCAGGAACCUACCCAGCCUUUGCCUUCUCGCCAAAUUUGAUAACCUCCUCGAUAUCCAGCAGCUCGUAGUCCCCAAUCUCCAGCGUCUCCCCAUCCUUGUUCCGCCCAACCGACGUCCCAAUCAUGUACAGCUCGAGGUAAUUCACCAAGUGCAUGUCCACGUCAUCCAGCUUCUGCCCGCGGAAGUAAAUCUCCAGCUGGCCCGCCUCCUCCUCCUCCUCCGGCGGCGCAAACGACCGCAUCUCCAACACGCCCAGCCACGGCGCCAGCAGCGCCUCCCCCGUCAUCUUAACGCACCACAGCGUGUAAAAGUACCGCAGCCGCACGUCCACGUCCGCCACGGGCAGCCGGUCCAGGUAGGCCACCUCGCGCGGGCAGAAGACGUCGGCGUGCAUCUCGAGGAAGGCGAGCCACCCCUCGGACCGGACGUACUGCCGGUCGCGCUCGCGGCGCUCCGAGGGGCAGACGACGUCGACGCCCAGCGUGACGCCUGUCGGGGGGUGCAGGGCCGCGGCGACGACGACGAGACCCGCCUGGUGCGAGACGUUGAAGAUGAGGGGCUCGGACCCGUCGUCCGGGUGGACGAAGACGGGCUUGGUGUCCUUGUUGCGCGUGGCCACCGCGGCGUCCCAGGCCACGCCGGCAUAGCGGCUGAUGAGGUAGCGCUUGAGGAGCUGCGAGCCCAGGGCCAUCUUGGCGUCCUUGCAGUGGACGUAGCGCAGGGCGUCCUCGCGCUGCGUGGGCGUCAGGAGCUCGAGGGCCCUCGCCGCCUGUUGGGGGUGUUCAGCUACUGGUACUUGGAUGUCCGUCUUCUGGGGCGGAGAGACUUACAUGUUGUCGGAGCUGGCUUGUCUGCGUCGCCUGCGGCCAGAGCUUACGGGUGUCGAGGACCCAUUGGAUUACGACUGUCUUGUUGUCGCUGGCCAUUGUAG